AUGUCCGCAUGCAGCAAAAUCCGCCACAUUGUCCGUCUCCGCCAGAUGCUAAAGCGGUGGCGCAUGAAGGCCGCCGCCGUCUCCUUCCGCACGCCCCCCGACGUCCCGGCCGGACAUGUAGCUGUCGCCGUCGGCACCACCUGCAAAAGAUUCGUCGUUCGAACUACAUACCUAAACCACCCACUAUUCAAGAAACUGUUGAUCCAGGCCGAAGAGGAAUAUGGAUUCACCAAUUCAGGCCCACUGGCCAUUCCUUGCGAUGAAUCACUGUUUGAAGAGAUUCUUCGAUACUUGGUCCGCACGGAAUCGAAUCAAAGUAAUUCGGCCCGAUUCAUGAGCUUUGAGGAUUUUCAAAGAUACUGCCAUGUCGGAAUCAGAAGCAACAUUGAGUUCUGGGCCGAGUCACGGCCGCUUUUAUAUUCUGAUAAGUCUAUAUGCUAA
Molecule: messenger RNA, 441 nt
Organism: Fraxinus pennsylvanica
Lineage: Eukaryota; Viridiplantae; Streptophyta; Magnoliopsida; Lamiales; Oleaceae
Source: the annotation of a GenBank genome assembly